AAAAUUUUGUUUUUCCAUUUCACAGAUAUGAUCAUGAAUUACGAAUGUCCAAAUCUCGCGAACAAAACACCUGAUGGCGUUACUUUCAGCAAUUUCUUUGUUUUUGUUUUUUUUCUCAAUCUGACAUGUGAUUGUUGGAUAUUUGAAUUUGACAAACGAAAAAUGAUUAUCAUGUUGAAAAAAUUUUAUAUUUUGCAUCAUUUCAUUUUACCACUAUUAUUACUGCCAUUAUUGUCGAAUUAUUCUGAUGCAGUGAAUCAUGACACAUGCACUAGUAGAAAUGAUUGGUCAAUUGUUGAAAAGAAUAAAUAUCUACCUGAAUUCAAUAUUGAAGAUGAUUUGUAUCGAAAAUGGUCAAAAAUUUUUGACACUAUCCAAUUGGCAUAUCAAAAUUAUUCUGAAUCUUUUGCGAAUAAAAAUGAUGCCACCAGUUGCGAUUUGUUUAUUCCAUUAAUCAAUUCAGAUUUAAGGUAUUUUGAAGAAAAUUUUGGUUCAAAUUUUAUUACCAAAGAAUUUAUCGAUAAAAUGAUUGCUGCUAAACAUGGUGUUCACUAUCAGAUUGUAGGCAAACGUCUUUAUCGUCAAUCAGAUUGUAUGUUUCCUUCUCGUUGUCAAGGUAUUGAACAUUUUAUUCUUGAAAUUAUUGAUCAGUUACCAGAUAUGGAUUUGAUUAUAAAUGUACGUGAUUAUCCACAAGUUGGACGAUAUUUUCCUAAAGAACAACAAUUUCCAGUAUUAUCAUUUUCGAAAGAAGUUUCUUCUUAUGCAGAUAUUAUUUAUCCGGCUUGGACUUUUUGGUCUGGUGGACCUGCACUUGAUAUAUAUCCAAAUGGCAUUGGUCGAUGGGAUUUGAUGCGCGAGAAAUUACUCAAAAUUCAAUGUAAACUUUCGUGGAACAAAAAGAAAAAUGUUGCCUUUUUCCGUGGUUCACGAACAAGUUCACAACGUGAUCCAAUCGUCAUGCUCAGUCGAUCAAGACCAGAUUUGGUGGAUGCGAAAUAUACAAAAAAUCAAGCUUGGAAAUCAAAAGCCGAUACACUAGGAGAUGAUCCAGCCAAAACUGUUUCAUUUGAAGAUCAUUGUGAAUAUAAAUACUUGUUUAAUGUUCACGGUGUUGCAGCCAGUUUCCGUUACAAACAUCUUUUCCUUUGUCGAUCACUUGUAUUGAAUGUUGAAUCCGAAUGGAUCGAAUUUUUCUAUCCACUUUUGAAACCAUGGAUUCAUUAUAUUCCUAUUGAUAAAAAUUUUGAAAAUGUAAUUGAAUUGUUGGAAUUUCUAAACGAAAAUCAAUUGUUAGCAUCAAGAAUUGCUAAACGUGGAUUCGAAUUUAUUCGCGAUCAACUUACAAUGAAAACGAUUCGCUGUUAUUGGCAACAAUUAUUGACAUUAUAUUCUGAUCGUCUAAUUUCAUAUCGACCGUUGAAACCAAAUUCUAGUUUGAUUGAAAUUCAUUAAAAAAAUAAAAUAAAAUAAAAAUAAACUGUGAUAAAUUUCA
Messenger RNA from Dermatophagoides farinae (American house dust mite), 1495 nucleotides. RefSeq names its product protein O-glucosyltransferase 1. Gene Ontology annotation, cellular component: endomembrane system. The record is from RefSeq and is a predicted model, not a curated record. Lineage: Eukaryota; Metazoa; Arthropoda; Arachnida; Sarcoptiformes; Pyroglyphidae. Gene Ontology annotation, biological process: protein O-linked glycosylation; positive regulation of Notch signaling pathway. Gene Ontology annotation, molecular function: UDP-glucosyltransferase activity; UDP-xylosyltransferase activity.